This is a messenger RNA of Notodromas monacha, 585 nucleotides long. NCBI's taxonomy places the organism in Eukaryota, Metazoa, Arthropoda, Ostracoda, Podocopida, Cyprididae. The record is from the annotation of a GenBank genome assembly.
UUGGGAAAAGUCCAAUUGAAUGAAUUAUAUAUAUAUUAUUUUGUGAAUGUUCAUCAGGGCAAAGAUGGUGCAAGUGAGCUGAACAUUGAGGACAAAAAGCGAUUGGAAGACAGACUGAAGACAUUAAGAAGAGAUGUGGAUUGUAGGCAAAUUGGCCUGAAGAAGUUGAGGACUCUCCUGGAGCGCCUGAAAGGAUCUGACAUCUCAACUGGGCCCAGUAACAAUAGCAAGGAUACCCAACAGCACCAGUGCCUCGCAUUACUAAGGGUCACCCUCACCAUGGACCCGGAGAACCCGAGGUUCGAACUCACUGACUCUGGAGAGGAAAAUACGAAUGCGGGUGUGGUUGUGGAACAUGCUGAAGCAUCCACCAGAUUGGAGAAAGGAGACAGGAUACUGGAGAUGAACGGGAAGAAUGUGUUGGAGGACUGUGCAGAGGAGAUCAGAAGCGACAUCUUGUCCAAACUGAAGCCUGGUGACCAAGUGGAAUUGGUGGUCUCAAGAGAACUCACUUUGGGUCAUAUUUUUGAGGCAAAGCGUUUGCGAGAAGAGCUUUCUGUAGUUGUGGACACUCUACAGUGGUGA